AUGUUAUAUAGACUAAAUUUUCUUUUAUUUUGUGGUGUUUUGGCGUCACAAUUUCUUCAUAUAAUAAUGUCUGAUGAAGAAGUCCAAGGAUGGUCGACAGAAUAUAAAUACAACUCGAAAUCAUUACCCUCAAUAGAAGUCAAACUAAGUCCUCCGGAAAAUCCAUUACCCCAAGUUUCAGCAGAAAUAAAGAUUCUAGAAUCUGCUAGGCUUAAAUUAGAAGAGGGAAUUAUGCAAAAAAUAGAAGAUGAAUAUAAUAAAUCUUUGGCAAAUUCUAAAAUAAGAAUAGACGACACAAUUAAAAAAAUAUUAAGUAUUUUUAGCGAUCCAAAAAUGUUAGGUUUCAUUGUUUCUAGUUCGGUAAAAACUUUAAAAAAAGAUAACCUUCGAAAAAUGACAGAGGCAUCUGAAGAAAAUAAUUUAAAAAAGUUACAAAAAAAAAAUUCCGAAAAAAGUGGUCCUCUUCCCCCUCCAGAACUUAGAAACCACACUUCUUUUUUGCAACAAAAUUAUAUUAAUAAAACUAUACCAUCUGUUAAGAUAUAUCUAUCAGAAACGAAUGAACCUAGUGCUGAAAUAAAGGAAAAAAUAGUAGAGAUGGAACAAUAUAGAACAGAUGAAGAAAUAGCGAUGUUUGAAACAGCAAUAUCUGAAUUCGGGAUUCUGACGGAAAUAACAAUUCUUGAACUAGAAAAGCAAAUUCAACUUCAAUUAAACCCAUUCUUAGUUGAUAAAAAUAUUGUCCAUAAAUCGUUGGAAAAAGAGUUGAAAGAAAUGGGGAAAAGGGAUGAAACACAAAAAGAAAAAUAUCAAAAACAGUCAUCAUUUAUAGAGGAUACAACAGAUGAGAAUGUGGGAAAUAUAUUGAAUGUAAAAAUAAGUCAAACUGAUUAUGGUUACCCAACAAUUGAUGAGCUUGUGAUGCAAAUGCAAAAAAGAAGGGAUAUUUCUGAACAGUUGGAACGCCAAAAAAUAUUAGAAUUACAAAUGAAGUUAUUAAAAGCCCAAAGCGAAAUGAUAAAAGACGCUCUACAUUUUUCUAUAUCUAGAAUUAUAGCACAAUACUCACCAAUAGUUGAAACGAUGAAAUUGGAAAGUUUGAAAAUGAUAUAA
Plasmodium berghei ANKA is the source of this 1113-nucleotide messenger RNA. Its product is annotated as blood stage antigen 41-3 precursor, putative. The transcript has 9 exons. Bases 1 to 1113 code for a protein of 370 amino acids. NCBI's taxonomy places the organism in Eukaryota, Apicomplexa, Aconoidasida, Haemosporida, Plasmodiidae. The record is from RefSeq and is a predicted model, not a curated record.